UAUUGGUACAGAUAUGAAAUAAAAAGCUUAGUGAAUUUGUAUGUCGUGGCUGGGACCCUACGGAACCUUGGAAGAUACCAAAGAGACGAGGAAGGUACUGAGCAGUGGAGAAAAAUGCCAAAAGUCAGCAUACCCAGUCAUUACUGGUUUCCUGAAAACGACAUAUGCGUAGCGUUUACAGCAACUCCGUUUGUAUUUAACGGAUAUGUAAAGACUAUGCCCCUUGCCUCGCGUGAUAUGGACUACGGAUCUAUGGAGUGCCUUGCAUCAGGCUGGGGAAGAAUAAAUGAUAGAGAACCCUCAGAAAUAUUAUUGUAUGCUAAACUACGCCUGAUACCUACUUCCCGUUGUUCACGUAUACAUAAAAAAAGAAUGGGCAAGUUCAUAUGCACUGAAUCUGCCGUAACGAAUGUGCUACAGGGUGAUUCAGGAGGACCACUGGUAUGCAAAGAUACCGGAGACCCGAACGACAGAGGCUACGGAGUAAUUGUCGGGGUGGCGUGCGGGUUACGCGACCCGACGUAACCGUCACGACAGCUUCUUCACGAGGGUCACCAGUUACUUGAGAUUCCUCAGUGGAAACGAAGCAACGAUAACCACGCCUGUGUUUUGUAUUGUUCUACUCUCGCAAAUUAUAUAUGUAAUUAUAAUAUGAAAGAAUUACUGUUUAUUUAUUUCUUUCCAACUUGUUUGUUUUAUUGCCACUGUUCAUUAUUUAAAUGCUGUGUACUUUCCGUGAUUCACUCGUCCAUGGCCCCGCCGGAAGACCAGCGUUGGCCCAUCCAGGCUAACACCAUGCCGAGUCGGGACCAUUUCGUGGCUAUAAUAUUACUUGUUAUGUUAA
Cydia splendana is the source of this 844-nucleotide messenger RNA. RefSeq names its product chymotrypsin A-like. NCBI's taxonomy places the organism in Eukaryota, Metazoa, Arthropoda, Insecta, Lepidoptera, Tortricidae. The record is from RefSeq and is a predicted model, not a curated record. The transcript is spliced from 4 exons. Bases 115 to 525 code for a protein of 136 amino acids. Gene Ontology annotation, biological process: proteolysis. Gene Ontology annotation, molecular function: serine-type endopeptidase activity.